AUGCCGAGUCCAGAAACUACCUCUCCAAUCGAAGCAACAAAACUAUCUCUUAAGUCUUCACCAAGUGCUAUCAAUACCAUAUUUUUACCUCCUGUUGAUCUAAUUGGCCUGUCUGAUGAUACUGAGAUCGGUACUCGGAUUACUGCGAUUGUGAAUCGGUCUCUUCCUGCUUUUUCUCACUCGUUCCGAACGAUUACUUCGACUCACACAGUCGUCUCUCUUGUUGUUGAUCUUUUCUCUACAGGUGCUAUCGAUAUUGCUGAUGAAUUUAAUAUGAAUGCUUAUAUUAUUAUUUCAUCAACUGCGAUGCUUUUGUCUUCGAUUUACCAUGCACCAAAACUAGACCAGGCUUACUCUUGUGAGUACAGAGAUAUCCCUGGCCUGAUUCAGAUUCCAGGUUGUGUACCGAUCCGCGGGGUUGAUCUUAUGAACCCAUUUGAAGAUAGGAAGACAGAGGCUUAUGCAAGUUUUUUACAAUAUUGGAAAAAGUUAAAUUUGGGUAAGGGCAUCUUCAUUAAUAGCUUUGAGGAAAUUGAACAUGAUGCUAUUAAGGCUUUGAAUCGGAAACAAUGGGAUAAUCCGCCGGUUUAUGCAGUUGGACCGCUUACUAGAACGGGUGUCUGGGAUGGCGGAUCUGAUGAUUCAGGUUGUCUGAAGUGGUUAGAUAAUCAACCACCCGGUUCUGUCCUUCCUGCUCCUAGUGACAAAGCUGCAAGUACAUCUUACUUGAGUGCUCAAAGCGUUGAGGAUCCUUCUGCAGUCUUACCAGAAGGGUUCUUGGAUAGAACCCGAAAUUCGGGUUUGAGCAACCAACCGAUGAACGCAGUGUUGCUUACAGAAAACAUGAACGUAGCUCUAAGGCCGAAACCCAUGGAAAAUGGGAUGAUGGGACGUGAUGAGAUUUGUAAGGUUGUGAAGGAACUUAUGGAAGGUGAAGAAGGAAAGAAACUUAAGAGUAAGAUGGGUGACCUCAAAUGUGUUGCGACUAGCACAUUGGCGGAACGUGGCUCCUCGUUCAAAACAUUUGCCAAGGUCGCUGACAUUCUUGAACUAAACCUUUAUAUCCGCAAUGAGGUGCAGCAAGCAUUUCUGUUACAAGCUUUAACCAUUGAUUGA
Papaver somniferum (opium poppy) is the source of this 1116-nucleotide messenger RNA. Its product is annotated as hydroquinone glucosyltransferase-like. NCBI's taxonomy places the organism in Eukaryota, Viridiplantae, Streptophyta, Magnoliopsida, Ranunculales, Papaveraceae. The transcript has 5 exons. The coding region runs from base 1 to 1116 and encodes 371 amino acids. The record is from RefSeq and is a predicted model, not a curated record.